CGCAGCACAAGUCUGUAUUGUUCUUUUCUAUGAAUCUCAGUAGAAACUGACGAUGGAGUUGAAGAUGAAGCUGGUUAGAUUAGAUUAGAAUGGCUGGUUAAGAUGUUCUCAGAAUACAGGAUUCAUCCAGCUCUGCUUCUCCUGCUUUACUCUGGAGAAGAGGCUGUCCGACUGCAGGAGCUGGAGGGAAACACUGUAACCAUCCAUACUGGAUUAACUGGAGUUCAGAGUGAUGCUCACAUACUGUGGUACUAUAGAUCUGAGAGUGUAGAUAUAAAGAUAGUGAACAGUCAGAUCAUUAGAGGAAAGAUUAUUACAGACUAUGACAGUGAGAGAUUCAGAGACCGACUGCAGCUGAACAGAACCAGUGGAUCUUUAACCAUCAGGAACAUCAGCAGAGAAGAUUCUGGAGUUUAUAAACUACACAUCAUUACUGGACAUCAGUCAGUCUGGAGUUUCAGUGUUGAUGUCUAUGCUCCAGUAUUAAAGCCAGUCAUAAGAAAUCAAGCUGAAAAGCGCUCAGUGAGUCUCAGAGAGUCGUGUCCUCUGUGCUCUGUGGAGAAAGGGAAGGAUGUGAGUUUGUCCUGGUAUGAAGAGAAAGAGAGAAUCUCCAGCAUCAGCAGCUCAGAUUCCAGUGAACGUCUUUAUCUUCCUCUGAAUAAAACCAACCCAGACUGUUCUACUUGCACCUGUGUAGCUGCUAAUCCAGUUAGCGCUCAGACAACCCAGCUCAACAUUACAGAACUCUGCUAUAACAGCACAGGUACGAAAGGUCCUAGAGAUCUCUCCAAAUCACUGGCUGCUGUUCUGACACCUGUUGGUCUGAUUGUUGCUCUAUUAAUUUUAUUUGUGUGGAUCUGGAAAAAGAAGACAAAGCAACAAGUUUCUAAAGAUGCUGAGCUGAAUUAUGCUGAAGUGAAAAUGAAUUCACAAUUCAAAUGAAGCUCAUGAGAGCACAGCAUUAAAGACAACAGACACUAAAAUACCCUGAUGAACAACUAAUAAUCCAUCAAUACUCCCAUCAAACAACCUUCACUCCCUAAUGAAAUAACCUGCACUGAGUCUUCAGCAAUAAAGUCAGUUUUACUUUUCCAGCUCAGGCCACUUUUAUUGUUAUUGUGAAAAAGGAAUUGCAGGAAGGAACUUGAUUAUGUGAAGUAAAAAAAAUAAUUGGAUUUGAAAACUUUCACCAACUGACACUGAGCUCCUGUCAGCUCCUACCAGAUCACUAAACAAGGACAUCAUCAAACCAGAUCGAUUUUUUUUUUUUCUAACCAAUGAAGGAUUUGCAGUCAUACACAAGCUGUUCAUUAGUAUUUUUUUCAUUCUUUCAUCUAUUGAGAUUAUAUACAGUACAGCAGACCAGCCCUCUGCUUAAACCAGAACAUCAUUCUCUCCAUCUGUAGAAAGGAGUUUAAGUCAAUCAGAUUAAAACCACUCUGUAUUUAUUUGCUCUCUUCUACAGUAAAUUCAGGAUGAAGGUGUAAGCAUCACUAAUGGCUGAACAGUUCUGUGCAUGUAUAUCUUUACCUUCAUAUUACAUUCUAUAGUUGUUUUUUUAAAUAAAGCUUUUAAUAUAAAGUUAA
Messenger RNA from Pygocentrus nattereri (red-bellied piranha), 1586 nucleotides. RefSeq names its product pregnancy-specific beta-1-glycoprotein 9-like. NCBI's taxonomy places the organism in Eukaryota, Metazoa, Chordata, Actinopteri, Characiformes, Serrasalmidae. The record is from RefSeq and is a predicted model, not a curated record.